Molecule: messenger RNA, 3011 nt
Organism: Amyelois transitella
Lineage: Eukaryota; Metazoa; Arthropoda; Insecta; Lepidoptera; Pyralidae
Exons: 10
Coding region: 260-2641 (793 amino acids)
Source: RefSeq, a predicted model, not a curated record
AAAACAAUAUUACUUUAAUGGUAGCAUCGUUCACAACAUGCAAAUUUUAUUAAUUAAAAUCUUAAAUCUGUAAAGUCGCCACUUUGCACCAAAAAUGUUUAUUAGGUUAUACAUUUUGUGCAAUGCGAAUGAUGCCCCCGUCAUCGAUUUGAUGUACUUUUAAUAAAUGUUUAUUUAUGAAAAUAACCGUCCCGUAUCAAGAUGAUUGUAUUUACUUGUAAGAGCGAUAUAUUUUUAUUAUUGAAUAAAUCUUUUCAACAUGAGUUUUGGAUACAAGAUAUCAGAUAGUGCGAGAACUCGUCCGAAUACGAAGCAAAUUGUGGAAAAUCUACAGUUCAUAGAAGGCACUUCCAAUGAUGAGGAAGUACCAGCUUUGAAGAAAUCACCAGUGCUGUUUGAUGCUGAUGGUAACACUGAAAACUGUUUUGUUGAAAUUAUACAAAGUGAAGACAUUGUACCUGAUGAAGAUAUGGAACUGGGUGAAAAUGGACAAUAUUCUAUCAUCAAUGUGGAUCCAAACAUCACUAGCUGUAAUGAACACCAUGAUAUGUAUCUCCAUAAGGACAAAACUCUUAUCAAGCCAGGGGACAAGUUCGAUUCUCACAAGAGUUUCAGAUUAUACAUCGACGGCAAUGCUGACCGCUGGAAGUAUUACUACAGUUGCGCGGACUCCCGUGCAAAAUCCUCAGGAAAAGAGUUCUAUACAUACCGAUGUGUGUACAGCAAACCAAAGUGCGAUUAUAAGCCAAAGGGUUUAAGAAAAAGGGCAGAGACAUUAAAGACUAAUUGUCCCUGCAGGAUUGUAUUGAAACGUCUCUCUUACAAUUCAAAAUACCUAACAGCGGUUUUCGUUUGCGACCAUCACAACCACGAAUUGACCCAGGAAUCGUUCUUGAAGUUGCAACAUGGACGGCGCUUGCCUCCAAAACUAAAGGAAGAGGUAAUGGGUCUCCUGUACCUGGACGUGCAUCCCACAGUCAUACGAAAUUACGUUCAGUCGGUGACUGGAUUUAUCCUGAAGAUGUCUUAUUUUAACCAUGUUGCGAAAACUAUGAAGAACAUAGACUUGGAGAAAACUUACACUCCUGACAAGUUGAAUAUGUUGUAUAAGAAAGCAGAAGAUUUGAAGAAACAGUAUUAUAACCAAAACGAUGACGAAGAUGGUUUGGGAGAAACUGUUAAGACAAAACGCGAACAUAAAAAACAAGACGUGGAGUAUUUCGAUGUCGAACCCGACAAUGAAGUCUCUUACGAAGUGCCUGGCGCGGACGAGAUGCAGACGUUGGAAGAGAGCGAACCAGAGAACAAGAAGAGCAGAUUAGAAACAUGUCUCCAACGGUUGUCGUAUGACGACGAGGUCCUACAAUCGGUGAGGGAAAUGCAGACUUCAGUGCAGGGCGAGACACAGGACAACCCUUGGAUUAAACAAGAACAUUUUAUAUCUGCCAACGGAGACUUUCAUCAAUUUCAAGAAGUCAAUAAUCAAGAAGCUUCUGUCGCUGAAUUUGUGGAUGCUAAUCAAAUCGUGGUCAUGGAGGCGAUCGGGGAGGGGGAAGAAAAUGGUGGCAACCCACAGCAUUACAUUCUGCAGAAGGCCGAUGAUACAGAGAACGGCGAAUUCACCGCGUACCCAUGCGAAGUUUUAUAUGAGAACGAUACGGCAGAAAUUGGCAAUGAGGAGAUUGUCGCGAACGAAGAAGUAGUCCCGAAUGAAGCAUCUGAAAAUAUCGUGACAGCUAAACAAGAAGUUCAACCUCAGGAAGUUCCGUUGGAGACCCCUAACACUAGCGCACAAGAACAAAAUAAUGAAGAAAAUGAACCAUACAACGUCCGCGCGAACCCGCCGCCUGAAUUUGAGUACAUACACAAAUUUAACAUCGACGAAUAUAUGAGACAGUCGUGGUUCCCCAGAUACAUCGAGAAGGUCGCAGAAGAUUCGCGUGCUAGCAUAGCUGACAUGCUCAGCGAUGUCUAUUGGGGAAAAUCCAUGUUCAGAUUAAUAACAACUAGGGGUAAUGGGUCUAAAACGAUCAGGAUAUCCUAUUUGUGCGAAGAUGUUCCCGUUUUGGACGUCGUGGAAGACAGCAAGACCGGCGAAUAUAAAUACUUGGCUUCCAAGCAUUGUAAAAAGGUUCUCAGUUUGAAAAGAAAGCUGGCGGACACCGCUAACCUUGUGCGUCAUUUGAAUGAAGUUUUGUCAAAAGUCGAGAAACAUAACAAGGAAUUGUCGUACAAAAUCAAAUUGCUGAUGAACACCCAGGGAGAGCGAAACGCCGGUCAUAACUCGCGGGUCUACAGUUCGGGGACGCCCGGACCGAAUGCCCGAGUCGGGCCGUACUCUCGUCUCGCGUCAACACCAAACUCGAGUAAUAAAGAACUAGACAAGACACACAUAAAUUUACGAGUAAAAAAACAAAACCUACAGAAGGAAAUUUCAGAAUAUACUAGUGAAAUUGCGCAGUUAGAAGAGGUUAAGAAGAAUUUAAAGCGAGAUAUAUGCAGUUUUGUUUCAAAGAAAGUGUUGUUAACGCAAACGUCUGGAAAGCAGGUCGAUAAACUAGAAGAGAUCAAAAGUACACUAGCCAGAGCUAUUAGAAGGAGUAAUCGUGAUGAACUUGCUUCUCCUAGCAGUCUCAAAUAAAGAGGCGCUUUAAUAUUGUUCAUGUCGUUUGUUCGGAGUAAUAAAAACCUAAUUAUACCGAUUUCUAUGGACAAAUUUUUACACAUAGUUAAUUUGCUAACCUACGAGUUUUAUCGUGAUCGGUUUGCUAAUAAUUAUGUUUUAUGAAAAAUUCAAUACAUCUCUACUUAAAUAUUGUACCCACGACAUUGCAUUCGGUUAAAGUCGAUGUAAUUGAUUUAGAUGAUAAUCUAUUGGCUUGACGGUCCUUAAUUUAACGCUAUAAUUUUAAACGUAAUAAUGUAGGUAUAACUACAUAAUAAUAUCAUCUGAUUUGUAUCUAUGAUGUUUCCUAGUUGUAACUGAGAGUAAUUAAAAAUGGUUUUAUGAA